AAACAGGCAGUGCAGUCCAGUCUCAUAGCCGGCCACUCUGUGUCGGCGCACGAGCCGAGCAUUGUUCAAACAGCGGCGUUAAAGAGUAGAGUUUUAUUUUUGUACAGUGUUCUUUUUAUUGUAUGUUGUAAUAAUUCCUUUAUAUCCUGUGAUGCCUGCUAGUCUGUUUUCCGAAAUGGAUGGAAGUAAUAGCGGUCUUGAAGACCAAAGAGCACUACAAUUAGCUUUCGAGUUAUCCAUGCUAGGAUUCAAUGAUUCCUCACCCACAACGACUGAGCCUUCAACUGGCGAGACUCUUACGCCUGCCUUCCCCGACGAAAGCCGGGGUAAGAAGAGCCAAAACAUGACGGAGUGUGUGCCUGUGCCGAGCUCGGAACAUGUAGCAGAAAUUGUUGGCAGACAAGCUCCGUAA
Gryllus bimaculatus (two-spotted cricket) is the source of this 412-nucleotide messenger RNA. Lineage: Eukaryota; Metazoa; Arthropoda; Insecta; Orthoptera; Gryllidae. The record is from the annotation of a GenBank genome assembly.